AUGUAUGAGAUGGCGCAUGAUCCGGCGUCCCCAACAGAGCAAUCCGAAGAUGUACAGAUUUUGCUGGAUCUCUUCAUCAUAUCUCUGCCUAGUUCUACCCCGAUUACUGUCAGUUCUGCAAAUGUGACUGAGAUUCCCCUCCCACCAGCGGCGUUCAACGCACUGAAAAUACCGCUACCUAAUCCUCUUGCUGAUGAGGUGCAUCAUUCCCUCGCUAACAUUCCGCAAAUUAUACUCCAACCUCUGAAGCCUGAUAUGCCUGAAGCAAAACCUUUUUCUGGUCCGUUGAAUUUUAGCUUCCGUAUAAGCUCUAAACUUUUUAACAGUGAUGCUACUAAAGAGCCAGGUAUUUACGAGAAUUCAAGAGAAGUGAAACCCGAAGAGUCUUGCUCAAUUCCGGAUCUGCAAGCCACAAUGAAGCGCUCAAAUCAGUUACAAAUUCCCGUUGGUGUUUGCCGUCCAAAAUCAAAGUACUCGUGA
This is a messenger RNA of Dicrocoelium dendriticum, 480 nucleotides long. The record is from the annotation of a GenBank genome assembly. NCBI's taxonomy places the organism in Eukaryota, Metazoa, Platyhelminthes, Trematoda, Plagiorchiida, Dicrocoeliidae.